AUGCCAGUGAUGCAGCAUUACAGGGCUGCACUCGCGUUGUCGUCCUCAGACGAUGCUGGGCGGUUCGCUUCUACCAUCACCAUCAAGCCAGCACCGUCCAAAUCUCACCUUCAUGCCUCCAUCCCAGACUCGUCCUUCCCAAAGAACUUUGUGGUGGCAGGAAGCCAUUGCGGUGUGAAGAAAAAUGCUGGUGUUAAUGAUCUGGCAGUCAUCCUAUCGACAUCAUCACGACCAGCAGCUGCAGCUGCGUGCUUCACUCGCAAUGCCUUCAAGGCCGCACCUGUGCUUGUCUCUCAAGAGGUGCUCGAAAAGGGCGCGGGCCGCGCAAGAGCCCUUGUUGUCAACAGCGGCUGCGCCAACGCAGUGACAGGCAAACAGGGCAUGGAGGACGCAUGGGCUAUGGUCAAAGCGACAGACGCUCUCCUUGAGCCCUCGUCACCCAGCUCAUCCGGGACACAUGAGACUCUUGUCAUGUCCACUGGCGUUAUUGGCCAGAACCUACCCAUAUCCAAGAUUAUCGCCGGUAUCGAAUCCAAAGCAUUAACUCUAGACUCGAACUUCAGUGCUUGGGAAAGUGCAGCAAAGGCUUUUAUGACCACCGAUACAUUCCCUAAGCUGCGCGCUCGCACUUUCACCAUCAAUGGACAGACAUUUCGAAUGGCUGGUAUAGACAAGGGUGCAGGAAUGAUCCACCCCGACAUGGGCCCUCCUGCUAGUGCGAAACAGCUCCACGCUACCUUACUUGCAUGCAUCUUGACCGAUGCUGCCAUCUCACCUCGAAGUCUACAAUCCGCCUUGACAUAUGCUGUUGAUCGUAGCUUCAAUUCUAUCAGUGUAGACGGCGAGAUGUCUACUAAUGACACCAUUAUCGUUCUUGCCAACGGCGCUGCCGCCGAUCAGUCAGCCAAAGAAAUCGACGAAGAGCACGAUAGAAAGGCAUACGAGACAUUCCGUGAAGAAUUGACUUCGUUCGCAACAGACCUUGCCCAGCUAGUCGUACGAGAUGGAGAAGGUGCGACAAAGUUUGUCACAGUCAAUGUGCAGGGAGCCAGUUCAUUUUCAGAUGCUCACCGCGUCGCUUCUAAGAUCUCCACCUCUGCACUUGUGAAAACUGCUUUGUAUGGAGAGGAUGCCAACUGGGGCCGCGUUCUCGCCGCCUCUGGGUCAGUGCAACUUUCUAUCCCUCUCGACCCCACUCGUGUUAGCGUCACAUUCGUCCCUGCCGAUGGUUCAACUCCUCUUCCUGUGCUGGUUGAGGGUGAACCAGAGCAGGUAGAUGAGGUUCGCGCGAAGGAGAUCCUUAGCGAGGAGGACUUUGAGAUCAAGGUCGAACUAGGUCUCGGCAAAGAGAGUGCGAAAUACUGGACUUGCGACUUCAGCUACGAAUAUGUAUCGAUCAAUGGAGAUUACAGAAGUUAA
Molecule: messenger RNA, 1419 nt
Organism: Serpula lacrymans var. lacrymans S7.9
Lineage: Eukaryota; Fungi; Basidiomycota; Agaricomycetes; Boletales; Serpulaceae
Exons: 5
Coding region: 1-1419 (472 amino acids)
Biological process (GO): L-ornithine biosynthetic process; L-arginine biosynthetic process
Cellular component (GO): mitochondrial matrix
Molecular function (GO): L-glutamate N-acetyltransferase activity, acting on acetyl-CoA as donor; L-glutamate N-acetyltransferase activity, acting on acetyl-L-ornithine as donor
Source: RefSeq, a predicted model, not a curated record